AUGAAUUGCUUUCUCAUGGUCUUACUCUUCGCCUUGUACAACCUCCUCAAUCUCAUCCGAGCUCAGUUUGACACCACAUCCACAUUGCAUGACUGGGUUUUACGAGGACAUGUACUCCAGACGUUGAACUUCACUACAAUCGCCAAUUGCCUWAUAAUGUGUUCUAAUACAUGGAACUGCUACAGCAUAAACUUCUAUCAUUUCAAGGGAAUUUGUGAGUUGAACAAAGCCAUUAAUGCGUCUAAUCCAGGCGAUCUCCAAUACCAUGCCAAUGGCGCUUAUCUGCUGAACUUGUAUCGUCGAAUGCCCUGCAAUGACUCGGCAUGUACUUCGGGAGGACCAAACACCAGAUGUUUCUACAAGAAUGGAAUCACUGAAGAAUGUAUAGGCUGUAGUACUCCAUUAGGUUUGGGUGAUGGCACAAUUCCAGACUCGUCAUUCAAAUCAUCUUCUUCAUAUAUGCUGUCUCGUGACAUUGCUUUCUUGGCAAGACUAAACCUUCAAAGGAAUUGGGCAACAUAUGCCCGACCUAAUGAAUGGGUGCAAGUAGACCUCAGUAAGGUUGUACUUGUGACGAAAAUUGCUACUCAAGGGUCAUACUGGUCAAACCUGAAAUAUGUCAAAACGUAUUUCAUACACCAUGCGUUGGACGGUGAAAACUGGGAAAGCUACAAAGAAAAUGGCAAACAAAAGUUGUUUUUGGGAAACACCGACGGAAGUACUAUUGUGACCAAUACUUUCAAGGAAAAGAUACUGACAAGAUUUGUUCGGUUGGUGAUUCAUACUUACGGUGAGCUUAACGCCCUCAGGAUGGAACUUUACGGAUGUCAACAAGAAUAA
Messenger RNA from Exaiptasia diaphana, 840 nucleotides. RefSeq names its product lactadherin. The transcript has 3 exons. The record is from RefSeq and is a predicted model, not a curated record. NCBI's taxonomy places the organism in Eukaryota, Metazoa, Cnidaria, Anthozoa, Actiniaria, Aiptasiidae. The coding region runs from base 1 to 840 and encodes 279 amino acids.